Messenger RNA from Baudoinia panamericana UAMH 10762, 1296 nucleotides. RefSeq lists its product as uncharacterized. NCBI's taxonomy places the organism in Eukaryota, Fungi, Ascomycota, Dothideomycetes, Mycosphaerellales, Teratosphaeriaceae. The transcript has 4 exons. The record is from RefSeq and is a predicted model, not a curated record. Bases 1 to 1296 code for a protein of 431 amino acids. Gene Ontology annotation, biological process: lipid metabolic process.
AUGGAACCACGCAUCGAUCCCUACCACACCGAGCCGGACCUCAUUGUCCUCGACAACCUCUUCAAAGACGUCAAGAAUGGGGUCUGCGGCGCAGCAGCACCGGCAGGCGAGAAAUCAGCGCCAGAGAUCAUUGAGGAGAAGGCAAACGAGAUCCCCCUCGAGCGCGAAUAUGACAAGGAGACGGUAGCCCGGCUAAAGUCUUUCAACGAUCCAAAAAGCCCAGCCUUCACGCCGACCGUGUUUGUAACAUGGGACGAGAGGCACAUACCAGCAAUCAUCAAUGAAUACAUAAUACGACCGUAUACAAGGAUUGGGGUACGCAUAGUACGGCAUCCGACGGACGUAGUCUUCCUCACGCACAUCUUGACGUACCUCACGGUCAAUCUUGGCAGUGCGGUGUGGCUGUUCUACCAUUUCACCUGGUGGCAUGGGGUUGCCCAUGUCGCCUUUGCUGUGUACUGCAUGGGCCCAUUUACGCUCAUGAUGCAUAACCAUAUACACAAUGGAGGCGUUCUUGCAAAAGCCUGGGCUUGGCUGGAUCUGAGCUUCCCGUACGUUGCCUAUCCGCUUAUGGGACAUACCUGGAACUCGUACUACUACCAUCAUGUGAAACAUCAUCACGUCGAGGGCAAUGGGCCGGGCGAUCUUUCCUCCACCAUUCGGUACCAGCGCGACGAGCUGUUGCACUUCCUGCACUACCUUGGGCGCUUCAUGUUCCUCGUGUGGCUCGAUCUGCCUCUCUAUUUUCUCCGCAAGAACAAGGCUGGUCUCGCCAUGCGCGCCUGCGCGUGGGAGCUGGCGAGCUAUGCAUUCUACUACGUUGUGGCAAAGCUCCACCCUCGAGCAACUACCUUCGUGUUCCUCCUACCGCUGGUCAUCAUGCGGAUAGCGUUGAUGAUGGGCAACUGGGGCCAGCAUGCGUUCGUAGAUGAGCUUGAGCCGGACUCGGACUUCAGGUCAAGCAUAACGCUGAUUGACGUUACGAGCAAUCGCUUCUCCUUCAAUGACGGCUACCAUACGGCGCAUCAUUUGAACCCGCUGCGGCACUGGCGCGAGCAGCCUGUGCAUUUCAUUCAGGCCAAGGAGGCUUAUCGCGCCGGCCGAGCGCUUGUUUUUCACAACAUAGAUUACUUCAUGAUGACAGUAACUUUGUUGCGGAAAGACUACAAGCAUCUCGCCAGCUGUUUGGUGCCUAUGGGGGAUCAGAUUGGUAUGAGCCAGGUGGAGAUUGCGGAGAUGCUGAAGACGAAGACGCGAAAGUUUUCGGAGGAGGAUAUCAAGAAGAAGUUCAAGUAA